CGGCAUUUGGCUUGGGAAGACUUCAGGAGGAUCGCUUGGCGGAGAGAAUCCCUGGGAAGUGAUUAAGUGAAAGCCACAACGUCGAAAUGGGGACCAUCCGGCCUCACGUUCUCGCGGGUGUGUCCCUAUGUUGAAUACCGUCUAUGCAGCAUAUAAGGCGGCCUCGCUUCGAUGCCAUCUUCGCUCAACCAGCAUAGGUCCCUCUUCCUCACACAGUCCCAACGAUGCGUGCUUCUUUCCAGGUUGUUCUUCUCGGCCUCGCCUCCGUGCUGCUCUUGAGCGCCUCUGCCGCCCCCGUCACGCUCGAAAGCGAGACCAGCACAGAGCAGCUCGUCGCCCGGGGCUCGCUGCAGCUCACGUGGUACGCAGGGCAAUCGAUGGCCAACCCAGCCUGCCCGGGACAGAAGGCCGUCUCCUCGUCCGACUACGUCGUGGCGCUGCCCAUGAGCCGCAAGAAGGGCAUGUGCGGCAAGUGGAUCAACAUCCGAAAGGGGGGAAAGAGCGUCAACGCCAAGGUCGUCGACUACUGCGAGAGCUGCGGCAGCAACCACUUUGACCUCAGCAAGGCCGCCUUCAAGAAGCUGGCACCACUCAGUCAGGGCGUCGUCAACGGCGCCAGCUGGAGCGUCCUCUAGAGCAGCCUUGUCUUUUUCAAAAUUGGCGCAGUGGCCCACGACACAUUUGUAUCAUUGCUGUAUAAUGCUCUCCAUCUUUCCUCACCUUUGAGUCUGUCUCUCAGACGACCUCUCCUUAGAUACUCACUUACUCACGGGCACGGUCAAGGGUGUAAAUUGAGACGUGGUUUCGCUUUCUGUAAUCGAAUUGCACGGCGAUGCUUUCAAGAGAGGUCGCCAG
Acaromyces ingoldii is the source of this 855-nucleotide messenger RNA. RefSeq lists its product as hypothetical. The coding region runs from base 225 to 635 and encodes 136 amino acids. The transcript has a single exon. Lineage: Eukaryota; Fungi; Basidiomycota; Exobasidiomycetes; Exobasidiales; Cryptobasidiaceae. The record is from RefSeq and is a predicted model, not a curated record.